Suillus paluster is the source of this 996-nucleotide messenger RNA. RefSeq lists its product as uncharacterized. Bases 1 to 996 code for a protein of 331 amino acids. The record is from RefSeq and is a predicted model, not a curated record. Lineage: Eukaryota; Fungi; Basidiomycota; Agaricomycetes; Boletales; Suillaceae. The transcript has 4 exons.
AUGGCCUACCAACCCCAACAGUUCGACGUGGUCAGUGGCGAGCAGUACCGCUACGCGUUGACCAACUUCCGAAUCGCGCACGAAAAAGUCGAGGAACAGCGUCGGCAGCUUGAAGAACAGGAAAAACAGGUUGCGUUGCUUCGUGCACGGAUCGCUUUACUAGAAGGGACAGCGAACGAGGAGCCGCAAGAGGGUGUCAGACAACAUGGGGGCAGCUCAGUCGAUGACUUCUCCAUCAAAAAUGCGGCGUCCCAGUUGGAGCGCUUGAUCAACCGCUGGGCAGCAGACAUUGUGCGCACGCUGCCAUCUGGGCUGUCUGACAUUCAUAGGGCCGCCGUGGGCGACAUCACAGGGUCUUAUGAUCACGCGCCCUAUGAAGCCACACCGAUUCAGGUACAGAACAUCCUCCGCCAUGCAAUGUCAGAAGUUAUUGGCAACGAGAUCGUCAACAAUCUCGUCGUGACCAACUCCCCCGAAGCAAACGUUCAACUAACGAGGAUUCACGAGCACCUAUUCGCGCGCAACCCUGUUGUGGCAUGCGUUUGGCGCCGACAAACAUUCUCAGCAGCAGUGGAGACUUGCGACCCAGAAAUGACAGCCGCCAUUCUUGCGGAGACCCUCCCAGCGCUCACAAAAGUGCUCGGGGGAUCAGCAAGCAGUACAGCCCCGAUUCUAGCAAGCGCAUACACGUUCUCGCGCAUGCUGCACGGCGCCCCGUCAUCAUCCACCGACGCAUUCUACCGCAGCUUCGUUCCCGAGCUCGGAAGUAUACUCUACCCACGUCAGAUAGAGCUUGUACGCCGCUGUCUCAAGAGCGAGCGCGGCGAGCAGGACCGUGUAGGUGCAACAAUCUUCCCUGGGCUUGUAAAAGUCACGAGGGGUGGCGCUCGACCUACUGAGCAGAACCAGGAAAUGGUACAUACGGUGGUGCGGCGCGCGCAGGUGAUCUGCGAAUGUGCGCUCGUAUCAUCGGGGAACGUGCCAAUGCAGGAAUAG